AUGUCUUCGAACAAUCAUGAUAUUAUCGUGGAUACGACCCCAACAGAACUGGAAAUGGCACCAAUUCCUUACACUAAUGCAACCUUCACACCAACUGCCAUGAAGCAAGACGAUCCAUACCUCGUCGGCUUCGCGGUUCCAUACGAUGCCGACAAUCCUCUAGACUGGUCAACAGGUCGAAAGUGGGCGGUGACCGAUGUCCUCUCAGCCACUGGCUUCAACCGUAUCAUGGUUUCUACAAUCAUGGCACCAGCUCUGUCCACCAUCGCCAAAGACUUGGACAUGAUACCGGCUGAGUCGGCCAUGGCUCUAUCAAUUUACCUCCUCGCGACAGCAUUCGGUCCACUCCUCAUCGGGCCUCUGUCCGAAGUCUACGGUCGCGAGAUCGUCUUACAUGCUUCCGGUCUCUGGUUCCUCGUCUGGAACAUUGCAUGUGGCUUCGCCAAUUCGAAGGGGCUACUCAUUGGUGCUCGAUUCCUAGCUGGAUUCGGCGCCAGUUCCAUCUAUGCCCUCGCUGGAGGUGUAUUAAGCGAUGUCUGGCGACCAGGACAGCGCGGUCGAUCAUUAAGUAUCUACCUACUCAUUCCACUCCUCGGAGCUUGCGUAGGUCCCAUCAUCGGUGGAUUCAUGGCGGAGCCAACGACUUGGAGAUGGAUGUUCUGGACUACGUCUAUCUUCCAAGCCGUCAUGAUGAUUGCCACGAUCGGGACUUUCAAAGAGACGUACGGGCCUCUGAUCCUCCAUCGUCGAGCCGAGAAGCUACGUCGUGAGACUGGGGACCUGCGAUACUACACCGAGCAUGAGGAUCUUGAGCGCGGGAAAACACUGCUGUCGACUCUUGGCCGAGCGUUCUCACGUCCGCUGAGGCUUCUGGCUUUUCAUCCUGUUAUCCAGAUCACAGCAAUUCUUGAAGGCUUCAACUAUGGUCUCCUCUACAUCGUCCUAUCCACCUUCUCAAACUUAUGGAUCGAGCACUAUGGCCAGUCAGUAGAAAUAAGUGGGCUGCACUACAUCGCUAUUUCUCUCGGUGAGGUUGCGGGAUCGCAGAUUUGUGGCUUCUUCGUCGACUUUCUCUAUCGUCGUCGAAAGGCUCGCAAUCCCAGUUGUGUUGAAACACCAGAGUUACGGCUGCCAAUCAUGGUCCCAGGUCUCAUCAUCGGCUUUCUCUUUCUGCUAUUCUACGGAUGGACCGCUGAGAACAGAGUCUACUGGGUGGCGGUUGAUGUCGCGAUAUUCCUUUCUCUGAUGGGCGUACAGUGCGUCGGCAUGGUCAGCACUGCGUAUAUCAUCGACUCGUAUUCUGGCCAUACGUCGUCCGCGAUGGCUGCCACGAGAUUCCUCCAAUCGAUGUGUGCAUUUCUGUUCCCGCUGUUCUCGCCGCGGAUGUAUGCGGUGCUUGGGUAUGGAUGGGCAAACACCACGCUGUGUUUUAUUGGGUUAGUGAUCGGACUGCCGUAUCCGUGGGUUCUGUGGAAGUAUGGUGCGAAGUUGAGAGCGAAAGCUGCUUCCAGUUACUGA
This is a messenger RNA of Cadophora gregata, 1518 nucleotides long. RefSeq lists its product as uncharacterized. Gene Ontology annotation, molecular function: transmembrane transporter activity. Gene Ontology annotation, biological process: transmembrane transport. Bases 1 to 1518 code for a protein of 505 amino acids. The record is from RefSeq and is a predicted model, not a curated record. The transcript has a single exon. Lineage: Eukaryota; Fungi; Ascomycota; Leotiomycetes; Helotiales; Ploettnerulaceae.